AUGAAGGGAGACGCAGUGGAAGUCUGCAAGAUCAGGUACAGUGGGCGCAGCGCCAUCGAAGAAGAAAUGUUCGGGAACGCACCUCACACCCUCGUGGCCAUGGACGCCUCUGAUCAGGUGCGCCGAGUCAUUUUCCGAUCCUUCCAUGGCCAAUACUCCUUCCGGAACGACAGCCUUCGCCGGGGUGCCCUUUGGGACAUGAUCUACAACGCGGCCUGUGAAAUGGCCGGUGUUGAGGUCCAGAAACAUACCUUUUUUGAGUAUCGCGCAAUGGUUACUCAAGACCGAGCAGACAGCAGCCUCAGGGCAAUGGUAGGCAAUGUUCCCGACCACAAUAUGUGGGAAGCCCUGCAGCGACGAGAGAGCGAUGGUGUUCUCCUCAUGACAAUCCCCCUGCUCAAGGAAAUGUUUCCUCGACUCCUGGCAAAGGUUCCGACUCUGGUGGCAAACAUGGAAGAUGCAGUCUCGAAGGGGUACAACUCCCUUUACGCCAUCACUUCCCACUUCAGUGGCCUAACGGUGGCUACGAAGACCAAGCGCCGGGCCGCAGAGGCGCCUCCCACAAAGGUGCCUCCGGCAAAGAAGAAGUUGUCGACCUGCCAGAGCACUUACCUGCAAUCCGACAAACACCGUGCUGCCCUCGACAAAGGGAAUGCGAUACAGAAGGGAAAGCUUGAGAGCAAGUACCAAGCCUUUAUGGGCUCGUAUACCGUUCGGCGCCUACUUGCCAACCGAGGAAAGGGUCCUGUCACCCCGGAAGCAGCCAAAGCACUUCCUAGAAUCGACCGGAUUGUUAGUUGGCACGAUGCCGGCGAGGGUAGACGAUUGAGCACCGACCUCUGCCAGUUCGUCGUCAUUCGGUCCAAGGCUGCGCCCUUUGAUCGACAGGAGCCAUAUACAUAUGGAACGGGGCUACGGAUGGUAAUUGUACAUGAAUGGAAAUGGCCGUCUGUUGCUAGACCCCGACCUCGAAAGGACCAUCCACCCGGGUCAAAGAACUAUUCUCCUCUAAGAUUAGUUGAAAAGACAUCAUGA
Fusarium keratoplasticum is the source of this 1035-nucleotide messenger RNA. RefSeq lists its product as uncharacterized. The record is from RefSeq and is a predicted model, not a curated record. Bases 1 to 1035 code for a protein of 344 amino acids. The transcript has a single exon. NCBI's taxonomy places the organism in Eukaryota, Fungi, Ascomycota, Sordariomycetes, Hypocreales, Nectriaceae.